CCUGCAAGGAGGAUUUUUCCGUGGGGAGAGGGUGGAGGGUUGGUCCCCAUCCCGUACGUGAUGCCUGUGUUCCUGUAGCGGGAACUGUGAUGGUGCUGCAUGGCACCGGGCUGGGCGCAGGGAAAGAGCUGAAGCUGGACCAUGAGAGUCCAGCCAACCAUCAGAAACUGGAGCUGAGGUUGGACCAUGAGGGUCCAGCCAACCAUCAGAAACUGGAGCUGAGGUUGGACCAUGAGGGUCCAGCCAACCAUCAGAAGCUGGAGCUGAGGUUGGACCGUAAGGGUCUGGCCACCUUCAGAAGCCAGAGCUAAAGUUUGACCGUGAGUGUCCGGAUCUGGCCACUGUCAGAAGCCAGGGCUGAAGUAGGACCAUGAGGGUCUGGCCAGCAUUGGAAGCUGGAGCUGAAGUCGGACACUGAGAGUCUGGAUCCUGCCACUGUCAGAAGCCAGGCCUGAAGUUGGACCAUGAAAGUCUGGGCACUGUCAGAAGCUGGGGCUGAAGUCAGACCAUGAAGAUCCGGCCACCAUUGGAAACCAGAGCUAAAGUCAGACCAUGAGGGUCUGGCCACCAUCAGAAGCUCAGGUGGAAGUCGGACCACAAAGGUCCAGCCACCAUCAGAAUCCGGAGCUGAAGUCAGACCUUGAGAGUCUGAUCCGGCCACUAUCAAAAGUUGGAGCUGAAGUCAGACUGUGAGGAUCCAGCCACCAUCAGAAGCCAGAGCUGAAGUUGGACUGUGAGAGUCUGGUUCCAGCCACUGUCAAAAGUUGGAGCUGAAGUCAGACUGAGGGUCCAGCCACCAUCAGAAGCCAGGGCUGUGCUCUAACCCUUGCCAAAUUAUUUCUGAGGUGUUCUGUCCCACCACCAGCCUGUGUCCCCCGCUGGGCCAGCUGGCUUUGCUUCUCCUGAGGCACUUCUCCUUGGGAUUGGUUGUGUUUUGGGUGCAGUGGGGUGUGCUUGUGCUGUGGUUGGAAGCAGAAGCUGUGGAGGAGUAUAAGGCUGUCCCCUUGGACCCACCAGAGCCCUCAUAUCCCCGGGGCGCAGGAUGACUGCAGCAGCACUCAUGCUUGGAAAAUGACUGCUUCCACAUCUAGGCCUUGAGUCACCAGUGCACACUGUCCUCCUGGGUUGUUGUUUUCCAUCCACGAGUUGUUUAUUUAUAACUCGGAGAGCGUCGCUCUUUGGGAUACUGAAGAGCUGAGCUCUGGGACAGAAUCUCAACUUCUCCUGGCACAAGCCUUGAUUCCAACAAGAAGAAUUUGGCUGGUUUGCAGCAGUUUGGUAAAUAGACAGCCCUGCUCUCACACCGGUGACUCUCUGCCUCGGUGAGAUGUGAAGGCAGCGCCCGGCGCAGGGAGCAGCAGCAGCUGAGAUGCAUUCGAGUCACGCCGAUGACCCCAAGGAAGCAAUACAGCUGAUCAAGAAGCAGCUGGUGAAUGCCAUCAAGGCGUUGCAGAAGCAGUACGUGACCUCAGAUGCCGUUGUAACCAGCGACGAUGGGAAUGCCAACACCCUCUGCAGCACCCUGGAAGCUGUCUUCGUGCACGGGCUGAAGGCAAAGCACAUAAGGACAGAGAGUGGGGGGAAAGGAAAGAAAGCAGGGGGUCGGGGACCACUUCCCCAGCCCGUCUUCUGGGGGCUGCUGAAGAGCAUCACCCAUCGCAAUAUUGUCUCAGAGCUGGAACAACUCAUCUUUAUCAACACAGAUGUCGGCCGCUGCCGAGCCUGGCUGAGGCUGGCUUUGAACGAUGGCCUCGUGGAGUGUUACUUGAAGCUACUGCUGCGGGAGAGGUCCCGGCUGCUGGAAUACUACCAGGCAUCUGCUCUGCUCUUAGAUGCCGAAGAGUGUGAAUUUCUCCUUAGCUACUUGCAAGGUUUAUCAUCCUUAACUUUUGAGCUCUCCUAUAAAUCAGCAGUUCUGAACGAGUGGACUAUCACCCCUCUGUCCCUGUCCGGGCUGUGUCCUGUUUCGGAGCUGCUGGAGCCCCUCACAUCCUCAACAUCCGAAUCCCACCGAAAAGCAUCAGUGGGUUCGAUCUCCCAAUCCUCAGGGUCGGAUGAGAUUGAGAUUCAACCCUCUGUCCUACCCAUCAGCAAAGCCAGCAGCAAAAUCAAGCUCACGUCGUCCUCAUUGAGCCUUAACACCACCAGCUCAUCCCAGCUCUCCUCCAGCCUGGGCUCCGACAGCAUCCUCCCUGCUCACUGUGCCCGCAGUCCCGAGCGGAGCGAGGAGCCACUCUCCUGCGACUCCGACUUGGGAACAGCCACUGCCGAGGACCUGGACAGGUCGCUGCAAGAGGUGUUGUCCGAGUUUAGCAAAGCCAAGCCGAGCCUGGAUGCCCCGGAGGGAGGGCUGGUCCCCAGCGUGCUGUGCUGCUCCCCAUGGCAUCCCGCCUGCCCCCCAUCCGCAUCGCCCAUCCCUGCAGCACCAUCCUGUAGAACUUGCCAGGAGGCACCUCCUGACACCAACGGUCCAGGUUCUGCUCGAACAGCAACCACCAGCGAUAGGGAUGGACAUGCAGCACCACAAGCCAAUGGCACGGCCGUUAUUUCAGCCACGCGGCAUGGUGGUCCCAGCAGAGGAGAGACAGGCAGAGGCAGCACAGGCAGCAGCAGCAAAGCAAACCUGGCUGUCCGCAGCCCGACAGCUGAGUACCUCCUUUCUCCACUGCUUGGAUGUCCGAAAAGAAAGAGCUGGAUCUCAGAAGAUGAUUUCUACAGACCUUCACCAGGAGAGAGCAGCGAAAUCAUGGCCAACACCAAUGGCUUUGGGCCAGAAGGGGCUGGUGAGGCUCCAGCCCCAGGGCUCAUUAGUGCUCUGGACUUGGAACGGUUGUCGGUGCCAUCCACAGAGAGUGAAAAUCCCCAAAUGUCACCUGAACGUGAGCAAAAGGGCUUCAGCGUUGUGCAUCGCAGACAGAUGGGUCUUUCCAACCCUUUCCGAGGGCUCCUGAAGCUGGGCACCCUGGAGCGGAGAGGAGUCAUGGGAAUAUGGAAGGAGUUUUCCUGCGAACUGUCUCCACUGGAGCUCCGACUCUUCCUAGACCAUGAGGACCGCAUUUGUGUUGAGAGUUAUUCCCUGCUGCGCUGCGAGUCACUGGCAUUGACGCACUCGGAUGGCCGUUUCGAGCUGGUUUUCCUGGGGAAAAAGCUUUACCUACGAGCUCCUUCUCGAGAUGAGGCUGAGGACUGGUUGGACAGGAUCCGCGAGGCGCUGCACAAGUGCCGGCCUCAGCUGGAGGAGGAGGAGGAGUGGGAGACGCUGGAGUAUCCAGAAAGUGGUGGUGAAGGCCAGCCCAUCCAGAGCAACUCCUCUGCUCUUCUCCAGUACAAUGACGUGCCUGGGAACAGCUUUGACUGGACUCUAGCUCAUGAACCAGAGCUGGAUGCCAUCAAAGAGGCUGUUUUGUACAUGGAUGUGGACAAAACCUGGGUCCCUUUUAUUUUUUCCUUGUCUCUAGAAACUUUAAAGUGCUUUAAAGUCCGGAACAGUGACAAAAUUUUAAGCAACAGUUAUGGUAUCGAGACCAUCCAGGACAUUCUUCCAGACACAAGCCUUGGGGGACCCGCGUUCUUUAAAGUGAUCACCUCCAAAGCUGUCCUGAAGCUGCAGGCUGAGAACACAGAAGAAGCAGCCUCGUGGAGAGAGCUGGUCCGAGAGGUGCUCAUGUCCUACCUGGAGAGCGCUGAGGAGGCGCUGACGCUGGGUGGCAGCUUGGAUGGGCACUCCCAGGUUGUCCUGAAGAACAUUGUGAAGGAGAAUGGCUUCUUGUUGCAGUAUCUCGUGGCCAUCCCCGUGGAGAAGGGCCUGGACUCACAGAGCUACAUCUGUGCAGGCUGCUCCAGGCAGAUCGGUUUCUCCUUCACAAAGCCAAAGCUCUGUGCCUUCUCUGGUCUCUAUUACUGUGACAGCUGCCACCAGGACGAGGAGACAGUGAUUCCCUCGCGCCUCAUCCACAACUGGGAUCUCACAAAACGAGGGGUUUGCCGGCAGGCUUUGAAGUUCCUCACGCAGAUCCGUAACCAGCCGCUGAUCAACCUGAAGCUGGUCAACGAGAGCCUCUAUGACCAUGUGGAGAGGAUGGGACGGAUUCGGCAGAGCAGGGAACAGCUGAAGCUGCUGGGAGAUUAUCUCAUCAUGUGCCGCAGUGGGGCCCUGAAGGAGCUGAGCAAGCGGCUUGACCACAGGCACUACCUCUUGGAGUGUCCACAUAAAUACAGCGUCACUGAUCUGAGGCAGAUAGCAGAUGGUGUCUUUGAGACCUUCCUGCAGUCUCUGCUCCAGUUUGCUUCCCAUCAUGUCUACAACUGCGACCUGUGCACCCAGCGUGGCUUCAUCUGCCAGAUCUGCAACAGCAGCGACAUCAUUUUUCCCUUCGAGUUUGACACUACCACCAGGUGCAAUGAAUGCAAAACCGUCUUCCACCGGGACUGCCAAGCCAGUGCCAAGUCGUGUCCCCGCUGCGAGCGCCGGCAGAGGUACCAGCGGAAGCUUGAGGCAGAGGCCAGCGUGGAGCCAAGUCUGUAGCACCCAGGGAGCGACUGCGACGCUGCUCUGGGCUUCUCAUCCAGCCAGAAUAGUACCAAGGGGAAGGGACCAGUGGGAGCUGCGAAGAGAUCCCUCUGCUCAGGAGCUGAUCCUGCAGCUGGCCCUUCCAUGGGGACAGGGAGCGAUGCUGGGCGGUGUGGCGUGGGUGCUCCUGCCCCACGCAGGGACCCCUGCCCACCCAGGGCUGAGCAAGGGGGGCUGGCAAGGUCUGUCCCCCCACUCACAAUGAUUCGGGUGUGCUCCCCCAGUCACCCUUCUGGUGCCAAACUGGUUUAUCCCCUCCCAAUGGAAACCCAGCAGCUUUCCAGGGGUUCGAAUCCGGAUUUCCAAUCAAGGGUGUGGAUAACUGACAUUGAUUAAAGCUCUAGUUUUUUAGGAUGUUCGGUACUGAAAAAACAGUAUUUUUUUACCUGGGAAUUUUGCACAAGCUGGCCUGCUCCAGGCAAUGACACAGCUGUGCGGGGAGGGGACAAAGUGACACUUGUGCCUUUAGGGACCUCGCCAGCCCCUGGGGGAACCAUGGGCGCCAGGGCCAGCCGAGGAGAGCUCACUCUUCACUGUGGCCUCCAGGGAGAGAGGGGAGAGAAGAGCCCUGCCUGCUGCUGUGAAUCCUCGAAAGAAAUUUUAUUUUCCUUUCACCCUUUCCCAUGCAAAAGUUAUUAAAGUUUAUUU
Cuculus canorus (common cuckoo) is the source of this 5218-nucleotide messenger RNA. RefSeq names its product pleckstrin homology and RUN domain containing M1 (gene PLEKHM1). The record is from RefSeq and is a predicted model, not a curated record. Lineage: Eukaryota; Metazoa; Chordata; Aves; Cuculiformes; Cuculidae. The transcript is spliced from 12 exons. The coding region runs from base 1370 to 4525 and encodes 1051 amino acids.